CAGAUAAGUUAAAAUAUUGGCCUUUCAGAACAAAUAACUCAGACCUCUACACGCUUCAAUAAUUAACUCUUUGUUUAUUUUUUUUUAAGAGAAGUACAUCAGAAAACAAGUGUUAUCAAAGAAAUGGCACAAAGCUUUGCAGAAAGAAGCAAAGAAACAUUGUUACCCAGUAAAGGAUAUUCAGACAACAGAGGAUUUGGUCGCCAUGAAGGUUGUUGGCAAAGGUUUUUUCUAUCUAUUUGUGACAGAGUUGCCAAAUCUUGUAGUGAGUUUCAACAAACUGCACUCAAGGCGUAUGAAAUGGGUUGGUCUGAUCCAAGAAAAGUGGUGUUUGCAGCUAAAAUGGGUCUUACUCUCUCCUUUGUUUCACUUCUCAUUUUCUUCAGAGAACCAUUGCAUUAUAUUGGUCAAUACUCUAUAUGGGCCAUCCUCACCGUUGUUGUAGUAUUUGAUUUUAGCAUAGGGGCUACGCUAAAUAAAGGAUUUAAUCGUGCACUUGGGACAUUAUCCGCUGGAGCACUAGCUUUGGGCAUUGCUGAAUUGUCAGAGUUGGUAGGACAAUUGCAAGAAGUUGUAAUUGUUCUCAGCAUCUUUAUUGCAGGAUUUUGUGCAACUUAUUUGAAGUUGUACCCUCCAAUGAAGUCUUAUGAAUAUGGAUUCCGGGUUUUCUUGUUGACCUUCUGUAUUGUAUUGGUUUCUGGAAGUUCACAUUUUGUUCAAACAGCCGUUUCUAGAUUGCUGUUAAUUGCAGUUGGAGCUGGUGUUUGUUUACUUGUAAAUAUUUGUGUUUACCCAAUAUGGGCCGGUGAGGAUUUGCACAAAUUGGUGGUGAAAAAUUUUAAGGGAGUUGCAAAUUCCUUGGAAGGUUGUGUCAAUAUGUAUUUGCAAUCUAUUGAAUAUACUAGGAUACCGUCGAAAAUUCUUCUCUAUCAAGCUUCAGACGAUCCUUUAUAUAGUGGAUAUAGAGCCGUAUUGGAAUCUACAAGCCAAGAGGAUUCUCUGCUUGGUUUUGCAGAAUGGGAGCCACCACAUGGACCUUACAAAAUGUUCAAUUAUCCUUGGAGUGCAUAUGUUAAAGCUAGUGGCGCUCUUAGGCAUUGUACAUUCAUGGUUAUGGCAAUGCAUGGAAGUAUACUUUCCGAGAUAGGGGCAUCAUCUGAAUUAAGGCAGGUUUUUAAGAACGAGAUUCGGAGGGUAGGGAAUGAAGGAGCUAAAGUGUUACGCCUGCUGGGAGAAAAAGUAGAAAGAAUGGAAAAACUCGGCCCUGGAGACCUUCUUCAGGAGGUUCAUAAAGCUGCAGAAGAUCUGCAAAUGAUGAUUGACCAAAAAUCUUAUCUUUUGGUCAGUCCAGAGAGAUGGGAAAGUGGAAAUCGACCCGACACAUUGGAAGAUCCUGAACACAUUCAAGAACUGAAAGAUAAUGAGCACCAACCUUCUGUGGUAAAUUCUCCAAGUGAAUCAACUCUCAACCUAAAAUCAACUGAGACAUUGAGAGACUAUGAUCCUCACGACCCGUACAUGAGCAGUAAUCUUCCCGUUUCCCAGUGUGUUUCUAGAGAAAAUGUGCUCAAACAUCAGACAAUGUGGCCUUCACGACUCUCAUUGAUAGGUGAUAACAUUCUCAAUGAACGUGAAUUACAGACAUAUGAAAGUGCAAGUGCAUUAUCACUGGCAACAUUCACUUCUUUGUUGAUAGAGUUUGUUGCAAGGCUUCAGAAUCUCGUAAACUCAUUUGAAGAACUCAGUGAGAAAGCGAAAUUCAAGGAUCCAGUAGACAUAAUUGAUACACCGGUUGUUGGUAUCUGGACACGGUUGUUCAAGUUCAUAUGCUGCAAGGACUGAGGUGGUCUUCCUUUUCAUACUUAUAUUCGAGUAAAAAAUGGAAGAAUGAAUACAUCAAGAUAUACUAUACAUGAGCAGAAUUUCACUUGCCAAAAGGAAGACUUACCAAGCACCCAUAGAUAAGAGGAUCGAAGCAUACUGCACAAAAAAUUGAAGGAUUGAACUUGAAAACAGGUAUAAAGAAAGAAAGAACCAAGAAUGGAUCUAGUUGGGAACCAAGCUCUCUGAAUACUAAGAUGAUUAUAUGUUUCUUAAUUUGUUCAUCUAUGAGGAAAGGAUUUAAAGUGCAUUCAUUUUUAUUCAGAAGAUAUUUAAA
Messenger RNA from Olea europaea var. sylvestris, 2158 nucleotides. RefSeq names its product aluminum-activated malate transporter 4-like. The transcript is spliced from 8 exons. The record is from RefSeq and is a predicted model, not a curated record. Bases 124 to 1842 code for a protein of 572 amino acids. Gene Ontology annotation, biological process: malate transport. Gene Ontology annotation, cellular component: plant-type vacuole membrane. Lineage: Eukaryota; Viridiplantae; Streptophyta; Magnoliopsida; Lamiales; Oleaceae.